AUGGAUCGGGUGAGAACUCGCUACUACUCGUUCGUAGCCACAGAAACCGGAAAACAUUUACGACCCUGGGCAGUUAAACUCAAGAGAACCUGGUUCGCCAUGCAGAUCAGCCACCGUGGCAAAUACUCCAUCGAGAGAAUGAUAGCGCUGAACGAGUACACCCGAACCGCGUCGAUCUUGCGCGUGUUGUUCGUUUGUGUCACUACCCCAAUGCCGAUGAUAGUGUUGGUACUACUCGUUGAAAUGAUACCGCUGCAAGACCCGAGCGACGGAUGGCAAGCAAACUAUGGGAUAUGGAUUCGUACGGCACUUCAAGCUGGCGUCGUCGCUCUUGCAGCUGCAGACCAAGCGAGGCAUUUGCUGCAUGGCGUACGGUUCUCGGUAUUUCAGCUUCUUGCACUGUUUGUCAGCAUAGCCGUGAACUAUACUGGUGCUGCGAUCGCUGUGGCUGCAUCCCUCGGCUUCCCAAUCCCGUUCAUGGCAAUAACGAUGAGCACCGCAUUCUUCACAGUGCUCAUUGCAUCUUUUCGAAUUGUCGCGGGCAAGCGUGUUUUCCGUGAAAUACUCGCACAACGCAACCAGCUUUACACAUUCAUUGGGUUCCUCGCAGCACAGAUGCUGCUGUUGCUCGUGUAUCCAUUCUACCAAGUUCUCUUCCAAGCAGCAUCCGACAACGUUGAAUACGAGCUCGCCGUGUUGCUGUUGCUGCCUUUGAUCAAGAGCGCAAUGAAAAAUCUCGUGUCGCUCACAAUCGCCCGAAUGGAAGACUUGGUACCCGAGGCUGUUAUUUUCACUGUGGAUUUCUUCAACGCCGUGUACCUGGCAACCAGCAUGCAGAGUGCGACUUCUUCCAUCACAAUUGCAACCAUCAUGGCGGUCGACGUCAUCCAGACAGCGAUAGCUCUGCAAGACCUCUAUCGACGAACUGACAACGUACUAGAGCGUCUGCAAGAAGUCACAGGGAUCCCAUCGACCCACAAGAGCGUGCUCGACAACGCAUUGGCCUUGUGCCAGCGAACCGACACCUUCACGCAGCAGAAGCGCACGUACAUUCGACUGGCCUCCUGUCUCCCACACGAGCUCUCCGCCUCCAGCAGAGCGCUUCUAUACCAGCUCCAACAGCACCCUGGCAACAGCCACGGUCUCCCCAUCCCCAGCGGGGCCAGCACGGACGUUCCACCGCGCGUCCGCAUCUCCCGAGCUCUCCGCAGCCUUCCCUCCAAAAUCAAGUCCACCUGCAGCUCUACUUCCAGCAUCCACCCAGCCGUGUCUGUGAUGCCCGUGCCCCCGAGCUCCUUGUCCGAGCCGCUCUCAGAGGUUCUAAGCGAGACGCUGCGUCUCCUGUUCACGACCGAGUGCCUCGUCCUGUCCGAGUACCUCGAGUCCGUCAUGCCGUUCCUGUACGGCGGGUUCAUGCUGGCCAUGGUGCAGCUGCCCAACGCCCAGUUCCACUCGGAGCUCGAGGGCGUCGACGUGCACAACGUGCAGCGCCGCGUGCAGUCCAUCUUCGUCUACGCGGCACUAGAGCUGUUGUCCAUGGCGGCGCUCGUGCUGCUGCUGCACCAGCGCGGCGGCUUCCGGGCGCUGCACCAGGUGGCCUUCGCGCUGGAGACGCAGCGCUCGCUCGUGCAGGGCAAGCUGCUGCUCUGGAUGCUCAUGGCCAUGGGCUUCCGCGUCGUGCACUUUGGCGCGGACUUUACCUUCAACUUCAAGUGGCUGCACCAAUGA
Phytophthora sojae is the source of this 1728-nucleotide messenger RNA. RefSeq lists its product as hypothetical. The transcript has a single exon. Bases 1 to 1728 code for a protein of 575 amino acids. Lineage: Eukaryota; Oomycota; Peronosporomycetes; Peronosporales; Peronosporaceae. The record is from RefSeq and is a predicted model, not a curated record.